This is a messenger RNA of Paramuricea clavata, 6166 nucleotides long. Lineage: Eukaryota; Metazoa; Cnidaria; Anthozoa; Malacalcyonacea; Plexauridae. The record is from the annotation of a GenBank genome assembly.
AUGGCGGCCAAAUUUGAUAGAAAGUGGCGACUUUUUCUACUUGUUUUAGGCUUUUGUUUACAGAUUUUAGCUGGGUAAGUUGCAGGGAAUAAUCUCCCUUCAUCAAAAAAUACUUGUUAUUAAUUUGAGAUGAUCUCUUCGUUUUUAGGAAGGAUUUUUACGCGAUAUUAGGAGUGACAAGAAAUGCUAGUAAGAAAGAAAUUAAGAAAGCUUACAGAAAACUUGCAAUGAAAUGGCAUCCGGAUAAACACCCAGACGAUGAAAAAGCUCAUGAAAUGUUUCACGAUUUGAGCACAGCUUAUGAGGUAUGCGAUGAACCCUUGCUAUAGAUUAGGCAGCUACUAUUAAUUAAAUUUUCGUAAGUAAUUUAUAUAAAUUCAAUUAAGUUUAAAUUUUUGGCGAAUGACUAUAAAUUUAUUAUUAUGCACAUAUCAACGGCCUGCCCUGGGGGUACACCCCCGGGACACCCCGGGACUUUGAAAAAACAUGAUUCUAAUGCAUUAAUUCCCCCUCCCUCCCCCGGGAAAUGUGUAAGUCAAACUGCCCUCCCCCUGGGGCUUAGAAUAAAGUAGUUCAUAUUAUAAAUAGCAUACAAACAAUUAAAAAUUCAGGGUGUUAGCUAGCCCAUAUACUGUCCGUCCGUUUGACGGACUCUUCCCAAUUGAAGUAGUUAAGGGGCUUUCCCAACUGGGUCUACUGGAAGAUUUUCAUUUUUUUCUGAUGAGAAAGUGCAUUGCAUUUGAUUUUAUAUUAUUAUAUCAAAAAACGUUUUAUUUACUUUUUCCAUUAACUAUUUUCUCAAAAUGUAUCACGUUUCAUUCAUAUUGGGUGUGUAUUCACUGAAAUGAAAUGUACAAAACAAAGUGCCUGCAUCGGUGUGCAUCCGUGUUCAUUCACCGGAAAUGAAAUAGAAAAAACCAAGCCACUGUUGUUUGCAUCUAAGAAGAAACACGUUGGAAAAAACACUAUUUAUUCCUACACAAGGACUUUGAUCGGUCAAAAAAAAAAUUUCCCAAUUUACGUUGAACAGACAAAACGGUUUUUUCUGGCUAACACCCUGAAAUUAUCAUACAAACUGGGGUAUCACAAUGGCACUCAUCUAUUCUGUAUUUAUUUAUUCACAUUUUAGCAAGACAACUACAAAAUAUCAUAAAUAAUAAGUUGGCGAUCGAUAUUUUUCUUCGUGAGCCUGCGAUUUUGAGUUUGCACCAAUUGUUCACUUCAUUUAUAAAAUUCAAAUUGUCAUGUCAAAGUCCCCUACUUCCCUCCCCCCAUCGUCCUAUUAUUGCGAAGUUUGUAAUUUCCCCGGGGUUCACGGGCAGAAUACACGGCUAAAAUACCAAAUUCCCCCUCGUUUCCCCCCGGUUGUCCCGGGGGUGUACCCCCCGGGCAGGCCGUUGAUAUGUGCAUUAUCAUGAUAACCUGAACUUAUUUAUUAAAAUAAAUCAAUAAGUAAGGUUAUCAUGAUGGGAGUAAAUUUAAUGUGUUAUUUAAUUAACAUAAUUUACCUCCCCUUAGGAAGUAUACUGUCAUUUGGUGGUUAAUUUGUUAUUCGGCAUACCCUGCAGCUGGUGUACUUCCAGACUGCGGCACAGAAUAGAGACCAUACAGAAGCCUGACUUCUUGGUUUUUCCUAUGAUUUUGGCGUAACUGUAAUUCGUCGUCAAAAUGCAGAUGCCAGCCAAUGUGCUUAUGAGAUAGAGGCAUUCACUUGUCUGAUAAUAUCCAAAAUGGCAGACAUCCUGGGGGGAAAUGCCUCUCAUAUUCUCAUAAGUGUAUGGUUAUAGCCCAUGGCAUCGGCAUUUUGAUGAUGAAUCAUGGCGUGGCAGCGGUUAUGCUUUUUUGGCGAGUUGACCUUCUGUGUGUCUAUUCUGUGAUUGGGUCAUUCCAGAAAACAUCAAUACCACCCCUACAGAGGAAAUUGGAAAUUAACCCCCCUAUCCCCUUGGAAUGUCCUUAUACAUUUCCUAUUAUCAGAAACAAUUUUUCUUCCCUCCUUCCGGAUGGCAGAAAUUUCCUCCGUGGGGGGAGUGUGGAUCUUUUCAACAUUUUUCAUCAGCCUUCCAACAUUUUGAUAAGUUCAAGAUAAGAACCUGAGGAUUGCUAUUCAAUAGAGAUGUUCCAAUUUUUAAUUUUGUUUGACAGGCUUUAUCUGAUGAUGAGAAAAGAAAAAUUUAUGAUGCCCAUGGAGAGGAAGGGUUGAAGAAGAUGGCGGGAGAAAAUGGACAUGAUCCUUUUGAUUCUUUUAACAGGUACAUGUGAAAUAUAAUAUUGAAUUUAACCAUGGGCGUACCGGAAGGAAAAAUUUAGGGGGGCGGCAAGAAAUUUGCCCGACUUUUCCGGAUUUUGCCCGACAACUACCCAAAAAUUUUUUUCCGGAAUUUGUUUUGGCCAGUGUACCAUUUUAGGGGUCAAAAAUUUUUCCGGACCUACCAAAAUUGUCCGGAACCUACAAAAUUUUGGCAAAUUUCACAAUAUUUUCCGCAAAAUUUAUAGAAUUUGUCCCAUUUAUUUUUUUAAUUAACCAAAAUUGCCCGACUGUUCAGCGAAUAUUGCCCGACUGCCCAAAAAACUGGGGGGGGCUACCCCCCCGCCCAUGAAUUUAACCACCAUGAUGUGCUGUAUAUGUUUAUUGGGACACCAGAUUAUUGUGCUGAAGUUAACUGUAAAGUUGAGCAGCAUCGCUCUCCCCUUGACAAGACGAUCGUCUGGUGUGGAACAACUUGUAACAAGUCUGUUGAGCUCAACAACGUUGUAACAAGCCAUUUACAUCUCGUCAACAAGCUGGGAACAAACAGUGCGAACACAUCCUGUUGACAAGUUGUUAGUGUUGGUUCAAGUCUACUGCCAACCUUGUACCCAGGGUAUUUGCUCUUGAGGAGCGAAAUACCCUGGUAUGGCCUGGUCAUGUGACCUGCGGAUUUUACGUAAAAUGGCGUAUUGUUUACUAGGGUCGGGGGAGUGAGUAAUAAAUAUACAUUGUCACUCCUAGUAAUUAUAUCACGCUUUUAAAUUUUAAUUACUAGGAGUGACAAUGUAUACUCACUCCCCCGACCCUAGUAAACAAUAAGCCAUUUUACGCAAAAUCCGCGGGUCACAUGACCAGGCCAUACCAGGGUAUUUUGCUCCCCAAGAGCAAAUACCCUGGGUGCGAGGUUGGUCUACUGCAGGGUUAUUACAACUUACAAGUGUGUUUUUACAUAUGUAACCCUUUGCCAAUUCCAGGAUGCAUAAGAAAGUGCAUUGCCUCUUAAUAAGUUAAUUUCUAAUACAUUCAAACUUAACAUUUGUAGUUUUUUUGGUGGGUUCAACUUUCACUUUGGUGGUUCUGAUCACUCCCAUCGACGAGAUACUCCCAAGGGAGCUGAUAUAGUAAUGGACCUUGAUGUGACGUUAGAGGAGUUAUAUACUGGAGAAUUUAUUGAGGUAUUUGACGCAUUGUUUACCAUACCUACACAAGUAGCCAAACAAGCAUGAGAAUUCACUUGUAUUUGACUCUCAUGCACGAGAAUCUCAUUCAACUCUCAUUGACUUUGAACUGGUUUAAAUUUUAACGAGCGUUUAUAAGACUUUCCGCUAUAUGCAACUCCUCUUCGCGUUUGACUGGGCCCAUAUAAGUUGGGACAACUCUCAUGCAAACUCUCGCUUCACAAUUCUCAUCAAUUCUCAUUUGAUCAGAGCUUUAUGUCUAUGAUAAGGCAUUACAAUACAAUAUAAAUAAAUACAAUAAUUUAUUGAACUCUCUUUUCGGAGCCAAUUAACAUUUACAAAAAAUUAUAAGAUAUACUAACAUGAAAUUCUAACUAACUAAUUACUGGUAUGGAUGUAAAAAUUGUUGAAGGUCAAAUGCUACUAUGAAUGAUUUCCUAAAAGAUAUUUAUAUAAAGGCAUUAGUGCUUAGAUACAUGUAGGUGACUGCCUUGUACAGACACAUGCUUUGAAACUCAUGAAUUGUGCAGAUGUGGUUUUGUCUCUUCUAUGCCUUGAUACUUUUUAUUUACUAAUGUAACAAACCCAGGUGAUGCGAUAUAAACCGGAAUCUGAGACAAUCCCUGGUACAAGAAAAUGUAACUGCCGACAAGAAAUGAGAACAACACAACUAGGACCCGGUCGUUUUCAAAUGGCGCAAGAAGAAGUCUGCGAUGAAUGCCCCGCUGUUAAGUAUGUGAACAAAAUGAAGAAAUUGGAAGUCGAAAUUGAACCAGGAAUGAUCGACGGACAAGAGUGUUCAAGAUUUGUUGGUGAAGGUAGUCAUUAAAAAUUUCAAUUAUUAAUUAUUUGAUUGCGUAUAAAUAUUGAAAGUACUACACCUGUAAUAGACAAGGUCUCACAUCAGCCUAUAUAAUGCAUAAAAUUACAAAAAUUGCCAGUUGUGUGUAUCGUGAUCUUAUUGUAUUUCAGGUGAACCACAUAUUGAUGGUGAUCCUGGUGAUUUGAAAUUUAUAAUAAAAGAACAGAGGUAAGUUGUGACCAUCAGUCUCUGAUGAACAAUGGGUUGUUCCAGAAAAGAUCCAUACUCCCCCCACAGAGGAAAUUUCUGCCGUCCGGAGGGGGAGGGGAGAAAAAAUUGUUUCUGAUAAUAAUAAAUGUAUUAGGACAUCCAAAGGGUGUAGGGAGGUUAAGUUCCUAUUUCCUCUGUGGGGGUGGUAUGGAUGUUUUCUGGAAUGACCCAAUACAUUAUCCACCACCUUUUAGGGUUCAUUCUAUUAUAUGUAUUAGCGAGCAAGCAACAUUUUUGUCAACACAUUCGUCAGAUUGCCGAAGGAAAACUGGACUAAAAUCUGUAUUUGCUGGGGGGGGGGGGUUAUAAAGUGUUCAACCCCACCAAUAUUUUGCUUCACCCCUCCCAUUUUGUGUGAAAGUCUUUUGCCCUAAUGCCUAACCCCUGCCAAAGCUUGCUCAGUGCUGCCGCUUGCUAUACCCCACUAGAAAUUUUUCCUCCCCUCCCUUUAAAAAAAUGAAAAUCUGCGCUUGGUUUAUGGUACUGCAAUCUUUAAGUAAUUUGUUUUCCUUUGUACACAUGUAGACAAAAUUAGUUACUGACACCAAUUUACGGGUGAUGUUCGUGUUGACAAGUAAUUCAUAGUUUCACAUUCAUAGUUUUACAGUGCCUAAUAUGAAGUAUUAUUAUUCAAGGCAUCCCAGGUUCUACAGAGAUGGAAUGACUCUGUACACAAAUGUGACUGUCUCUCUUGUCGAUGCAUUGAAUGGUUUCGAGAUGGACAUACAACACUUAGAUGGCCAUAAGGUAUGCUACUGUAUUUCUAACAACAUCAGCACACUGGAUGUACUGGGGGGAUACAACUUUGGGGUCACAGUAAUUGGCCAGAAGCUUGUGUUUGUAAUGUUAUAUAUUUCAUUAAUUGUUAUUCGUUUUGUAAUCAUGAUUUUUUCUGUGUUCGUGUUAUACAGAGUAACAUCACAAACAUCUUAUUCACCUGAGUACAUUACACCAACACAGAAAAAAAUCAUGAUUACUAGAUUGCAUUGAUAUCGAAGGAACUACACUCAGUUCCGAAAUAUCACACACUCAAACUGACCUGACUGCGUAACUCAGUUGGCAGAGCAUUGGGCUAGUAUUCCAAAGGUCGUAGGUUCAAUUCCCACCGUGCCAAGGCAUAUUUUUCAAGCUUGCCCUGUGUGGAUACACACUCAGAGUAACAUAUCACAAACAUUGUUUUGUAAUGUUAAUGUUGUGACAAAGCUUGUAAAAUCGAAAUUAAAAUCGACUACCUGCAAAAUACAAGCACAACUUCAACGUUUUAAGCAACUGUCUUCUCGUGCAUCUGAAAUAUAAACAGUGCAAGCCAAUAUACAAUAAAGAAACUGACUAUGUAACUUUUUAUUCGAGGUUCGUGUGACACGAGAAAAAAUAACUUGGCCUGGGGCAACGAUUAAAAAGAAAGAACAAGGAAUGCCCAGUUAUGAUAACAAUAAUUUAUUUGGUGAUUUAUUUAUCACAUUUGAUGUGGACUUUCCAAGGGGUACUUUAGAUGAUGAAGAGAAAGAAGGUAUGUGUUAUUAUACAUCACAGCUUAAUGUCCACACAAAACUGGAUAAAUUCCAAACUGCGUAAUAUACUCAUUUUCACUGUUUUUCUCUUUUACAAGCUGUGACAAAACUCCUAAAACAGAAGUCCUCUCAAACUGUGUACAAUGGUUUAUGA